GCUCCACGGUACGACCGGGAGCGCGCAGUUCUCCCCGGCGUGAAGUGCACGUGCCCUCCGCGCGGCCCGAGUCGCUUCGGAGUCCCGGUCAGGCUUGCGGGUUACGUUUCUUCUCUGACCGACACCCGAACCCGAGAGAGCUUGUUCCAGCGUCGGCACAUGGCCCAGGUCAUCCGAGAGGUCGUGGAGUUCAUGGAGGCGUCCCAGCAAUCCAUGGGGGUCGUCGACACGAUGCGUGGCAAACAAUUGGCUCUCGAUGGGUUGCGUGAUCUCCCGCCCAUCAGUCUCGCGGAGGCCGUCGAGGCGAUGCGCUUGCUGAGCACGUCCGCUUUCAACGUCGCCGACCGCGCCGCCAUAUCCCUGGCAGUGCAGGCCAAGGUGGUCCGCGCGGGAGGCCCUGGUGGCCGUGGUGGAUCGGGUGGCCUUGACGGCUCUGGCGGCGGUCGUGAUGGACGGGCGCAGGGGCAGACGUGCCUCCACCUGCAGCGCUACUUCACUGACAGCCUGUGGGCGAUCAUCCUCGACCCAGGGACGCAGUGGGAGAGCGCGUUCAUGCACAUCCAGGAGAGGCUGGGCGAGCUGGGGUUGGUGAACCCGUGCGAGAAGACGAAGAUCCUCCUGUGGUGCAUAUGGGUGGUGGCCCGCACGCCACCAGGGUCCAUGCCAGUCUAUGACCCCGUGAACGCCUUGGCCAAGAAACAUGACAUCGGUGCGGCAAUGGCCAGGUACAGGAAACGCGGCAAGCUCGACCACCACGGACAGGUUACGCAGUACCCUCCCACGCCAGCCGAGUUUUUGGCAUCGUAUCCAUCAUUGUACGAGGUGGCGUACCCGCACGGCCAGUUGCCAGCAAUCGUGCCCAUCAACGAGCUUGUGGUGGAGAACUUGAGGUCUCAGUUGGCAUGCCGCGGAACUCACGGGUCUAUUGCUGGCAGCCUCAGGGCUCCCUUGAUGCGCCAGCCGACGUACCGCGCCCCGUGCAUGGGCGCGCACUUGCACAGGCAGCUGACCGCGGCCCCACAUGACGACUCCCUGGGCAUCGGCAUGGUCAUCUACGAUCGGCCGCAGCCCGCCAACCAGCAGGGCUAUGGACACCCCGCGUUCCAGAGGCCACAGCCAGCCCCUACCGCGCCUCUUGGCGCGGUGCCGCUCACCGCGCCGCUUGCGGGCCCGCCGCCCCUGGGCUCGCCGCGUGCGGACUCGCCGCCGACGGGGGCCGCCGCUGACGCGGUCAGCCUCACCGAUUCCCCAGGCACGGAGGCGGCGGCGGCGGAGCCUGUGCCGAGCCUGGGCGUCGACCAGCUGGUCGAGCAGUUCGGUCGCGUGCUCGACGGCAGCUCGGGCAAGGGCAAGAGCAGCACGGUGAACAAGGGCAGGGUGGCCAAGCGCCCAGCAGCGGCGGCGAAGGCCGUCGUUGCGAAGCGCCCAGCUGCCAGUGCCAGCCAGAGCGAGAGCCAGACCGCGCACAAGGCCGUGGUGAAGGCCGCCACCGUCAAAAAGCUCACGUUCCCAGGCAGUCCAACGAAAAAGGUUCCAGCCAUGGUGUACAAUGACCAUGUCAUAUAUACAGACAUCAACAAGCAGGCGUGGCGAGUCGUCCCGCCAGGCACCGUGGUCGACAAACAGAUGUCGUGGAAGGUGCAGGGCGCCCGCUCAGCCUGGAAGCAGGUUGUAGAGUUCGUGAGCAGGCGAGAGCGCAUUUUUGACAACGAGGACAAUUUCCCUGGGCCCGUGCACGGG
Molecule: messenger RNA, 1740 nt
Organism: Prorocentrum cordatum
Lineage: Eukaryota; Dinophyceae; Prorocentrales; Prorocentraceae
Source: the annotation of a GenBank genome assembly